AGCUCCUUACCUUAGUAACCAAGCUACGGACCACUCUCUGAUCUUACAUAUCUCCCUGCGAACCUGCUCAUACAUUCAUUUGGCUUGUUGUUCUUCUACAAAGUCAUUGAAAAUCUUCAAUAUGGCUAGUGUGGCUCAGGAAGCUGCCGGCGGCUACGAAGACGCACGAUGGAAAUACCUCGACCAAAUCCGCCGUAACGCAGGACCAUAUACCGAUCCCGAUGCUACUGCGCCGGAGUUUCUGGCGCAGUUUGAAACGUUCAAAGUUCUUGUCAUCGGCGCAGGAGGCCUAGGAUGUGAAAUUCUCAAGAAUCUUGCCAUGUCUAGAUUCAGGAACAUCCACGUAAUAGACAUGGAUACCAUCGAUAUUUCCAACCUCAACCGCCAGUUCUUAUUCCGAAAAGAUGAUGUUGGCAAAUACAAAGCAGAGGUUGCCGCUACUUUCGUCCAGAAGAGAGUUAAGGGCGUCUCCAUCACAGCUCACAACAACCGUAUCCAGGACUUCGACGAGGAGUUUUACAAGCAGUUCCAGCUUGUAAUUUGCGGGCUAGACAGCAUCGAGGCCCGCCGUUGGAUCAACGCCAUGCUUGUUUCUAUUGCCGAAGAAGCUGAAGACCCCGAUGCGAUAAAGCCCCUCAUUGAUGGUGGCACUGAAGGUUUCAAGGGACAGGCGCGAGUCAUCCUCCCAUCUAUGACAUCCUGCAUUGAGUGCCAGCUGGAUAUGCACGCCCCGCGCGCCGCUGUUCCUCUGUGUACUAUCGCCUCAAUCCCACGACAACCCGAGCACUGCAUCGAAUGGGCCCACGUUAUUGCUUGGGAGCAAGAAAAGCCAUUCCCGAAGCUCGAUAAGGAUGACCCAGAGCAUGUAACCUGGCUAUUCCAAAAAGCACUUACUCGUGCGGAAGAGUUCGGCAUCCCUGGUGUCACUUAUUCGUUAACGCAAGGAACCAUCAAGAACAUUAUUCCGGCGAUUGCAUCUACCAAUGCUAUCAUCGCCGCUGCAUGCUGCAACGAGGCUUUUAAAAUCGCGACAACCUCUGCCCCUUGUCUUGGAUUCGACACAAACUAUAUGAUGUACUCUGGCAAUGAUAGCAUCUAUACAUACACCUUCAAGCAUGAGAAGAAGGACGACUGCCCUGUCUGUGGACGCCAGGCUCGCCCUCUUGAAGUCAAUCCCAGAUCCACUCUGCAGGAGUUAAUCGACUCAUUCGCGAUUCGCCCUGAAGCGCAAUUAAAGAAGCCAUCGAUCCGUGCCGAAGGAAAGACUCUAUACAUGCAAUCUCCUCCAGGCUUGGAGGAGCAGACGCGCCCGAACCUGAGUAAGACCCUCACAGAGCUUGGGCUCGAAGACGGACAACAGGUUGUUGUCACUGAUCCUGCGUUCCCCCUUGAAUUCAACUUUUACUUCAAGUUCAAGACAAGUUCUUGAUUCUCAGUCAAGUGGUCAGUAAGGGGCGUUCGGGCUUUUGGGCAUCUUUAGGCGUUGGAUUAAUAAAUGAGAGGUAUAUGAUGACGACUCAAAAAUACUAGAAGAGUAUCCUUUUUAGAGGGCAGAGAAGAAACGGGUGACGAGUAUUAUGAUGUGGUCAUGGUAUCAUUCCUUUUUAUCUAACCGUAGAGACCGCAGAAAACAAAUCAACCCAAAAAUUAUGAUACUGCGCCAAACAAGACCCGAAAUAUCCUUGCGAUGUAGUUGGCUACCUCGCCAUGUUGAUAACUUGCUGCUCAAGCUUCUUGCACUUGAGCUUAAGGUGCUUAACUGACUCGAGGAAAAGCUCAUCGCUAUCCCACUGCCCUGUGCUCUCGAUGGAGAAGAUAAAAUGAUCUCGCCUUCGGCCAAGCUUCACCUUGCCCUCGAACUCCUUGUGUCGUAGAGCCUCUCGGCUGACAGUAUCCUUCAUUGCAUCAACGACCACGGCCUUGGUCUCGCCCUCCUGGCCCUCAUAACCGCUACCAGCCUGAGCAGCUUCCUCGGCCGUAACCUUUUCGAGGCCGAUGACACCCUUGGGGAAGCACUUGGCAAACUUUUCGGCGUCAGCGCCCAAGAUAGGCUUGGUAAUGGUAAUGGUAGGUAGGAGACGGUAGGAGGCUGUCGCGACAGGAGAGAACUUGGCGUGAUCGGAUCCAAUUCCCUUGUGCAUAUGCAUGGCGAGGUUAAUGGUCUGUCGGGGUCGCAGCUUGGCGAUCAAGAUGUCUGGGUUCGUGGGCGCAAUGGCGUCCUCGCCGCUGAAGUACUCGACCUGCUUGCCAGUAGGGACGAAGACGAUGUCGCGCGCAUAAACGUGGGCGUUAUGGUAAGCUUUGAGAGGGUCGUUCUCAGCGGGCGAAGCAUCCUCAUUGACGGUGCAUGUCACGUUAAGCUCGAGGCGGACCGUGUUCCAGUCGAAGCAGCCGGCAUAAGGGUCCUCGCCAGCCUCUGGCUUCUUGUGCCACUUGAGGAAGUUGUGCAGACCCUCACGGCCACCCUUGAAUGGGAUGAGUCCAAGACGAUGCGCGAGAACCUCGUCUUGAAUGACAGAGGUGUUGUUCUCGAUAUAAACGUUCUCGAUAGCGAGGGUGGGGAUCUCGG
Messenger RNA from Fusarium odoratissimum NRRL 54006, 2569 nucleotides. Its product is annotated as ubiquitin-activating enzyme E1 C. The transcript is spliced from 5 exons. NCBI's taxonomy places the organism in Eukaryota, Fungi, Ascomycota, Sordariomycetes, Hypocreales, Nectriaceae. Gene Ontology annotation, biological process: protein neddylation. Gene Ontology annotation, cellular component: nucleus; cytoplasm. Gene Ontology annotation, molecular function: NEDD8 activating enzyme activity. Bases 122 to 1429 code for a protein of 435 amino acids. The record is from RefSeq and is a predicted model, not a curated record.